Messenger RNA from Gadus macrocephalus (Pacific cod), 1469 nucleotides. It is a transcript of the gene rbfox1, whose product is annotated as RNA binding fox-1 homolog 1. Gene Ontology annotation, cellular component: cytoplasm; nucleus. Gene Ontology annotation, biological process: regulation of alternative mRNA splicing, via spliceosome; nervous system development. The annotation marks the transcript as partial. Gene Ontology annotation, molecular function: mRNA binding. The transcript is spliced from 8 exons. The record is from RefSeq and is a predicted model, not a curated record. NCBI's taxonomy places the organism in Eukaryota, Metazoa, Chordata, Actinopteri, Gadiformes, Gadidae.
UCUCUCUCUCUCUCUCUCUCUCUCUCUCUCUCUCUCUCUCUCUCUCUCUCUCUCUCUCUCUCUCUCUCUCUCUCUCUCUCUCUCUCUCUCUCUCUCUCUCUCUCUCUCUCUCUCUCUCUCUCUCUCUCUCUCUCUCUCUCUCUCCCAGCCCAUGUCCCUCUUCCUCUCUUCCGCGCGCUGCGUUUUGUCUUUUCAAAUUCGCUCGCGCGCCAACGUUAGGAUUUCCUCGUUUUGGCCGAAGAGCUCCGCGCGUCACGCCUCGGCUCUGAAGUGCUUUACACCGGGGAUAUACCGGGGUUACACCGGGGUUACACCGGGGUUAUACCGUGUGUAGCGCUGUCAGGACCGCCGGUACCGCAGCAGGAGGCGGGAGGAGUGUCCGUCGGACGGGACAGCAGCAUGCAGCAUCCCUUGGCGGGAGGUGCGUGCGUGGCGCUGCCCGGCGGAGACGCGCCUCAGCUAUCCUGCGCGGCGCUGACGUUCAUGUACUUACAGCAGGGUCCUCAGGACGCCCCGGCCCCCCCUGACCCCUCCAGGGCCCAGGCCUACCCCCCUGCCCAGUACGCUCCCCCCUCCCAGAGCGCCCUCCCCCUCCCCGAGUACGCCGCCUCUCACCCCCACCCGCAGCUCCCCCACCCGCAGCAGCCCCACCCGCAGCAGCCCCACCCGCAGCAGCCCCACCCGCAGCACCCCCACCCGCAGCACCCCCACCCGCAGCAGCCCCACCCGCAGCAGCCCCACCCGCAGCAGCCCCACCCGCAGCACCCCCACCCGCAGCACCCCCACCCGCAGCAGCCCCACCCCCACCCGGGGGCGCAGCAGGAGUACGCGGGGGGGCCGUCGCCCGGGGGGGAGCUCAGCAUGUACCCCCCGCCGCAGAGCCUCGGAGGCACGGGGCCGCCGGACGGAGCCGGGGGGGCGUCGGCCGGCAUCGCCACGCAGACAGAGGAGGCGCUGCCGUCGGACCUCCACACCCAGACCCCCUCGGAGAGCAGCGACUGUAAGGCUCCGCCAAAGAGGCUCCACGUCUCCAACAUCCCCUUCAGGUUCAGGGACCCCGAUCUCAGGCAGAUGUUUGGCCAAUUUGGCAAAAUCUUAGAUGUGGAAAUCAUCUUUAACGAGCGCGGCUCCAAGGGCUUCGGCUUUGUGACCUUUGAACUCAUCGCCGAUGCAGACCGUGCCCGAGAGAAGCUGCACGCCACCGUGGUCGAGGGACGCAAAAUAGAGGUGAACAAUGCGACGGCGCGGGUCAUGACCAACAAGAAGACGGUCAGCCCCUAUGCAAACGGCUGGAAGCUGAACCCAGUGGUCUACAGUCCAGAGUUCUAUGCAGUCCCAGGCUUCCCCUACCCAGCAGCCACUGCGGCUGCGGCGGCGUUCAGAGGAGCCAACCUUCGGGGCCGGGGCCGGACCGUCUACAACGCCUUCAGGGCCGCUGCCCCCCCCCCUCACAUCCCCGCCUACGGAGG